Messenger RNA from Aureobasidium vineae, 1044 nucleotides. The record is from the annotation of a GenBank genome assembly. NCBI's taxonomy places the organism in Eukaryota, Fungi, Ascomycota, Dothideomycetes, Dothideales, Saccotheciaceae.
AUGGCAGACGACGAACUAGCAACCAGAACUCCCGAGAGCGAUUUGGCCGAGCAGAGUGCCAUCCCCGGCGACUCGGCCGUUGACCAAGGNCCCAAGUCUAGGAAAGCUCAAGUCCACGAAGGAGGACAACCAACAUCCACCUCCCAAACCCCCACGGGCGAAAUCACCAAAUUCAACGAUGUCGAAUGCUACAUUACCAAACCUGCCGACUACCCACACGCCCCCUGCAAGCUUCUGCUCUUCUUGACGGGUGGCACCGGUAUCCAUGCGCCAGCCAACAAACUCCAAGCCGAUGCCUACGCAGAGCAAGGAUAUCUCGUCAUUAUGCCCGACCAGUUCAACAAUGAUCCAGCACCCAACUCUGUCUUUUCUGCUGGCGACGACAAGACCAGCUUUCUCGAGCAGUUGAAACUCAGAGCUGCAGAAGUAGCAAAGAGCUUCAGAUUGGAUAUGUGGUUGGCAAGACAUACGCCAAGCUCAGUCUUGCCAAGGUUGAACAAGGUGUUGGCCGCCGUGAAAGAUGAGUUUGCAGAUGCGGUACAGGCAGGCGGUGGCGUAUACUGUGUCGGCGUCAGUGUGGGUGGCAGAUUUGCACUCUUGCUAGCCAGCGAGUUGGGUGCUGAUGUGCUCGAGGGUCAGAAGGAGGUCAGUGAAGAGGCAGCUGGUAAGGUUGAGGAAGGCAUGAUCAGAAAAAGUCCGGCUGUCAAGGCGGCUGUUAUCCUCCAUGGCGCAACCAUCGAGCGCGAAGACUUUACUGGUGUCAAGAGUCCUAUUGGUUUGUUGACCGUAGACGAGGACCCUCUGUUCAGCGAUGAGGUGCGCGAGGCCGGCGUCAGGAGCUUGAAAGAGAAGAGUGUCGAGGUUAAGGAAUGGACCUAUCCUGGUGUACCCCAUGGCAAGUCAAUUAUGUCCCAAUCGGAGAAGUCGUUAGCUGACAGUGUAUCGCANGGCUUUGCCGUCGUGGGCGAGUACCAAGACGAAGCCAUCAAGCAAGCCCAGAAGCAAGCCUUCGAAGUCGUUCUCGAAUGGCUGAAGGCCCACUAA